This is a messenger RNA of Cylicocyclus nassatus, 369 nucleotides long. NCBI's taxonomy places the organism in Eukaryota, Metazoa, Nematoda, Chromadorea, Rhabditida, Strongylidae. The record is from the annotation of a GenBank genome assembly.
AUGUAUCGUUCAAUCUCUGUCGUCUUGUUUUUGGCAUUCCUGUCGCCACAGAUCUCUGCUUUGUAUGGCAAUUGUGACUCAUGUAUAUCCUUGCUCAGAGAUGUGCAGAAGUCGCUUCCAGGAGUCCUGAUAUUUACUGAGGCAACGCUUCACGCCACAAUUGAAGCAGUUUGCGGGAAUACCAUACUGAUGCUGAAGGACAUAUGUGUCCAGUUUGAAACAGGCAUGGUUCAUGAACUAUUCAAAUGGAUCAACCAAAUGGAGCGAAAGAUUGACCCAGCAAGAGAAUGUGUUUUCCUACGGUUCUGUCCACAAUCCAGCACUCCAUCACUUCAAACAUCUCGUCAUAAUUCCACUCCAAUUUUGUAG